CGAUGGCGAAAUUCCUGCCUUUUAUUCGAGGAACAGGGUUGGAUGGAAAGUUAUCUCGAUAAAACUAGCAGCCAGGCUGGCAUUAUCGAUUUUGUAGCUUCUAUAAUUGCUUGCUACGUCCUUUGAUCUGUUUAAUCCUGCAGUCGCGACAAGGCAUCGCGCUUUACACGAGGAGAGAAAACACAUCACACUGCUAACUAGCCCUAGGUAGCUUACGCUAGCAUGUCACAUUCUGCCUUUUCUUGUGUUUAUCCAGGUAGCUAGCGAGUUAUCAGUCUCAGGUAGCAGGUCGUCGUAGCGUGUUGACAUUAGACAUUCCGGGGAAAGCUGCAUUGGGAACAUCGCUGCUGUGCCAGGUGACUAACAGUACCUCUUCAGUGGUGUGAAUGAGGGAGACAUGGCAGACCGCACGCCACCUCUGGAGUCUGGCCAACUUCUCAACCCUGACCUCCCAAUUCUGGCCUCACCACCACCCCCAGCCAUGGUCAAUGGGGAGGGUCCCCAGCAGGUAAUCCUGGUGCAGGUAAACCCAGGUGAGGCCUUCACUAUUCGACGAGAGGAUGGUCAGUUUCAAUGUAUCCCAGGUCCUGCUCAGGUUCCCAUGAUGUCUCCAAAUGGUUCAGUGCCUCCAAUCUAUGUGCCUCCUGGAUACGUUUCACAGAUCAUAGAAGAGAACGGAGUGCGGCGGGUUCUGGUUUUACCUCAGCAGCCAGAUUUCCACCCAGGGGGACAUUCCCCUCUCCACCAUCCUCCCCCUCCACCCCAUGCGCACCUGCCUGCCUUCAUCCCACACCCUGCCAUGAUGCCCCCACCUCACUUGUACCCAGGCAUGGCAGACUUGAGCUCCCAGUAUAUUUCCCAGUACCAUCCAGCUCACAUCUUCUCAGAGCAGGUCUCUACAGAUUCUCACCCACAACAUGGACGCCCGUCGUUCGUUCACAGGGACGAGAGAGCGAGCAAAACGCAUGAACGCCUUCAGAAGAAGCUGAAGGAGCGUCAGGGAGGUGGAGGAGGAGGACAAGUGAAGGACAGCCCUCCGCCGUCACCGCAGAAGUCCUGCAGCAGUCCUCCCACGGUGGACAUUCAUAAUGGGAUUGGAGGGAAAGUGCUGGACGCAGAGCACAGGCAGGCGGUAGCCUGCUCUGAAAAGCCGAGUGGCAAGGGAAAGAAUGGAGAGUCAAGAGAGCUGGACAAAGAGGCUCAGGCCCUGCUUGCACUUCUGAGUACCGUCAGUAAACCUGUGGUCUCAGACAUCCAGGCUCGGGGAGCAGCAGUCGGCUGGAGUGCUCCCACCAGGCCCGAGAACGAGAAUGGCAGCAUGGAGGAUGACUGCAGCCCCCCAGAGCCCUUCAACUUCGAGGUCUCCAUCUCGGUUACCGGCAAAGACGGAAAAUACCAGAGCAUGUAUUGUGGGGAAGAACUAAGUGCAACUUUAGAAGGCCUUCGACCGGCGACAGACUAUCACGUCAGGGUCCAGGCGAUGUGUAACUGUUUACUGGGAAGCCCAUCAGAGGGUGUGAGCUUCACAACACUGAGCUGCGAGCCGGAUCCUCCCAAUCCUCCCAGGAAAGCCAGUGGGACCAAGAACACACUUGUACUCCAGUGGAAGGCUCCAUGUGACAAUGGCUCCAAAAUUCAGAACUACAUUCUUCAGUGGGACGAGGGGAAGGGCACAGGUAUUUUUGAGCAGUGCUACUAUGGACCUCAGAAGCAGUACAGAGUGACCAAGCUGACCCCGGCUUCAAGAUACUCCUUCCGCCUUGCAGCAAAAAACGACAUGGGUGUAAGCGAGUUCAGUGAAGUGGUGGACCUGUUCACCUCAUGCAGUGUGCCGUUGCCACCCUUCCCUCCAGAGCUGGAGAUGGCAGGAGUGACCUGGCUGUGUCUGAAGUGGCAGAGGCCCAGCAGCUCUCCAAAAGAAGACGACAUCUACUAUAUUCUGGAGAUGGAAGAGGAGGGUUUGGGAUACGGCUUCCAGCCAAGGCAUGACGGCGAGGAGCUCUCCUGCACCGUGAGGGACCUCCACAGGAGCACCAAGUACAAGUUUAGGGUGGUAGCAUACAACUCGGAAGGAAAGAGUAAUCCCAGUCAGGUGGUUGAGUUCAUCACAAAGCCAGACAUCCCCAGCAGUCCCUGCAGGCCUGUCAUCAAGGGAAGAGUGCUGCCCAACAGCUUCAAAAUGGCCUGGGAGUGCCCUAAAGAUAAUGGUGGAGCAGAAGUCACAAAGUAUGUUGUGGAGCUGUCGGAGGGCUUAAGCGGCUCGUCAUGGGGGCUGGUGUACUCGGGGCCAGCGUCGGAACAUGUGUGUGACGGUUUGAAGCCCGGCUGCUCCUACCAAACACGCGUUUACUGUAUAAGCGAGGGGGGGCAGAGCCCGCUGUCAGAGACCCUGCAGGUCCAGACUCCCGCGGUGCCCCCAGGGUCCUGCCAGCCCCCUCGACUGGUGGGCAAGCCCAAAUCCAGGGAGGUGCAACUGCGCUGGGGCGCCCCUCAGAUAGAUGGAGGAAGCUCAGUGACCUGCUACAGCGUAGAAAUGAGUGGGCCACAGUCUGAGGAGAGCCGAGAGGUUUAUCAGGGUCCAGAGCUGGACUGCUCUGUGGGAGGGUUAAUGCCUGGCAAAACCUACAGCUUCCGGCUCAAGGCAGCAAACAAGGCUGGGUUUGGUCCCCUUUCGGAUCGCUGUGAGGUUACAACGGGCCCUGGAGCCCCUGAGCAGUGCAAGACCCCUUCAACCACAUGCAAAUCCCCCAGCUGUGUUGUUGUGAGCUGGGAGGCACCGUCUUGCAAUGGAGCUCCGGUGACGGAGUACCGUUUGGAGUGGGGAGCAGCAGAAGGCACCAUGCAGGUGUGCUACAGCGGACCAGCUCUCAGCCAUGAAAUGAAGGGGCUGCAGCCUGCAACCAACUACUUCUGUCGGGUGCAGGCUGCCAACGUGGCUGGUGCGGGCCCCUUCAGCGAGGCAGUGCUGUGCCAGACGCCUUGCUCUGUGCCUGCAACCGUCAGCAGCAUUUAUGUGCUGAAAGAGUCUGAGCUGCGCGGCUACGAGACGCCGGCAGAUGCUGAUGAAGAUGAGGACGAGGAGGGCAGUGGUUCCCGGUUACCGCCCGUCUUCUCUCCGUCCACCUGCCUGGGUAUUAGUUGGGAUGCUCCGUGUGAUCACGGCUCUGAGAUCACAUCCUACCUAAUCGACCUUGGGGAGAAACAGCCCAUUGUUGUCGGCCCCGUCAACAAAUACAUCAUCCAGCAUCUCCAGCCUGACACCAGCUACAGGAUCCGAAUCCAAGCCCUGAACAGUCUGGGCACGGGGCCCUUCAGUCACACCUUUAAGCUGAAGACCAAGCCCCUGCCCCCGCAGCCUCCCCGCCUGGAGUGCACCGCCUUCAGCCACCAGACCCUCAGGCUCAAGUGGGGUGACGGCCCCGCCAAAGCUGCCGCCUCAGAGGCCCUCCAGUAUCAGCUGCAGAUGGAGGACAAGAGCGGCCGAUUUAUAUCCUUGUAUAAAGGACCAUGCAACACACACAAAGUCCAGAGACUUAAUGAGUCUACCUCUUACACGUUCCGCAUCCAGGCCUUUAACGAGGCGGGCGAAGGGCCCUUCUCCAAUGUUUACACAUUCACCACCCCACGCUCUCCUCCAGCUCCACUGAAAGCCCCUAAAGUGGAGCGUCUAGACGACAACUCGUGCGACGUCACAUGGGAGGCCCUGUCGCUCAUGAAGGGGGACCCAGUUAUCUACACCCUACAGUGCAUGACCGGAAACUCAGAGUUCAAGCAGAUCUACAAAGGCUCUGCUACGUCCUUCAACGCUCAGAACCUGCAGCCCAGCAGCGACCAUCGCUUCAGAGUAUGCGGCAUCAGGCAGUGCCAGGACGCCACGGAGCUGAGCGGACCCUACAGCCCCACGGUGACGCUCUCUCCUCAGCGGAACGACGUGGCGCUGAGCAGCAGCGCAGCCAGAGAUGGGUCUAGGACCAGCACGGAGUCUAACCGAACGAGACAGAGCCUCACAGACGAGCAGUGCGCUUUCCUCCUCCUCAUGGUUUUUGCCGUCAUCGCCAUCCUCAUCGCUUUUGUCAUCCAGUACUUUGUCAUUAAAUGAGCGAUUUGCGCCACCCAGCUGCAGGGUUAUAGCUUUAUUCUUCCCUUCCCCCCACCUAUAUCUCUGUUGUUUCGUAUUCUUUGUUUUGUACUGUUAACUGUUUUCCGGUUUCAACAGAGUUAAUCGCGUUAGCUGAAAUGGGGUGCAGCAGGAAGAUGUGCUAGUGAGUGAGAGCUGAACAGCAGUCAUAAAUUGAGGAUGUAACAUCUCAUUUGGCACCUGUGAUACCUUCCGGACCCUCCUGCCUUUUUCACCCUGCCCCAAGUUUGUGGCGUCCAUUGUUCAGUCCCCAGUCCAUAACGAUUAGCCUCCUGUGCAAAAGGAACUCAGAAAGCAUAGGGUUACGGUUUAUUAUGGGGAGAGGGUUAGGAGGAGGGGGGGGUAGUAGUGCAUAUAUGUAUAGAAGUAGUAAUUAUUUAUAUUUCCAUUUAUGCGUCCAGUAUGAAAUUGUUUUCGAUGGUGUUCCAAGAAUAGUGUGUAGGUGUGUCGUUAGCCUAUGUGCUGUCUGCUCAUGGGACCUGAUGGGCCAGUGUUUGCACAGCGAGGCCAGAUGUGUAUACUGUAUGUAGUUUGUGCCACGGCGGUACACAGCUGGAAGGGCUCCAGGGCCAGAUGAAGGGACGGGACUCCCCCUCAAGCAGGAGUUUGCGAGUUGAGACCAGUGUGAGAAGUAAAAGAGAAAAAUUUCACAACAAAUUACAGUUUUCACAGUUUAGAACGUUCAUUUCGCACUUUCCAACCUUUUUGAUGCUCAGAAUGUUUAAGGAUGCAAAAAUGACUGGAGAAAUGUUAGUAUAUUUUUGUACAGUGAGGACACGGAGAUCUGUAGGUUUGAGGACGAAAAAAAAAAAAAGUAUAAAGUUAGAAAACAAAAACCAAACUAACAGUGAAUUCUAAUUAUUUUUACUAUCAUAUAGUUAUACUGUAGCUUGUUUUUACAAUCAUGCAGCUGCUUUACUCUGAAAUAUUGCUGUUCAGCACAAAAAAUGUAUGCUUUCUCGUAUGUUUUGUUUGAUUUUGUUCCCCCUGGUAAUUGAUUUUGCACCUUAGUGGAAGAAAAUCUCGACUGACUGCGUUUUGGUCUUGUGAUGCAUUUUAUAAAAUACACUUUGAGAUUGUGCAAGCCCUACUUGUGUUUUGGGUGUUUUAAAAGUUGUAGUAUCACAUAAUGUGUCACUGAAACAGCUAAAUAUAUCAAACCAACAAAAAGGUUAAUAAAAAAAAAAAUUCAAAAAAAAGAAAGGAAAAAAAGAAAAGGAUGUACCAGUUGUUUCAGAGGCCUUAAUUGGAGAGGAAAACAUGUUGGGAGAAUUUUUUUUUCUUUCCUAAUUUCUUAAGUUUUGAUGUUUUUUCUUUUAGUGUUAGAAAACACUAAAAUGUGUUUUAUUUGUUUUACUUUUGCAACAUUCUUUGAUGUUAGUCGACGUAUGUAAUCACGAGAGAAAUGAAAAGUAGUUCUAUAUAUUAAGAUUUAUUUUGGUUUCUUUUGUCAGGUCAUACAUGUGUGAAGUAUAUUUUUUUAUAAUAUUGAAGUAAUAUAAGUUAAUACUCUCCACAGAAGAUGAUAAAUCUUGAGUAGUCAUAAAUCAUGGAGCGCAAAUGGCGGAUACUAAAUGUGUUAUCACGUACUUCCUGUGAAUCUAAAUUUGCCUUUUUCUCUGUGUUAAGUAUUCGUAAGCGAUGGCUGGGGUCUAGAUCUGCCUGUAAGGGUCUAGUGUUGUUUUGGUUCUGGGCCGAUCACUGCGUUUGCAACUGUUGAAAAUGAGAUGCAGGUACCGAGCAAGGAGUCCUGAGUAAAUUACAUGAUUUGGUCCUUCAGACAUUCUACAAAUGUCUUUAUGUCAGUUUAAGAAUUCAAACUCCUUAUUUUUGAUAGCGAUUGCAACGUGCCAUUUUGAAACCUCUCCACCGUGGGCAUCGCUGCCUUUGGCCGAGGAAAAAAAAACAACAAAAAUGCUACAAAAAUGAGUAAAAUAUGCACAAAAAUAGAGACCAUUUUUAUGUAAUUUUAAUGUUUGCAGUUACCUCAUACACCGUACAUUCCAAAAUGAAAAUUUGUUAUACUAUACAUACUACCAGACAUAUCACUUUACAAUGUUCAUUAUGGGAAACUGUAUAAUCAUAGAUGUGUAUCUAAAGUGUAUCUGUAUAGCCAUGAUAUCUACAAAGGAUCCAUGCACAAUAAAAGAUUUAUAAUUCUUCAUCA
Messenger RNA from Cololabis saira (Pacific saury), 6305 nucleotides. It is a transcript of the gene fndc3a, whose product is annotated as fibronectin type III domain containing 3A. The coding region runs from base 398 to 4099 and encodes 1233 amino acids. The transcript has 26 exons. Gene Ontology annotation, molecular function: protein binding. The record is from RefSeq and is a predicted model, not a curated record. NCBI's taxonomy places the organism in Eukaryota, Metazoa, Chordata, Actinopteri, Beloniformes, Belonidae.